Messenger RNA from Mustela erminea (ermine), 9595 nucleotides. RefSeq lists its product as uncharacterized. Gene Ontology annotation, biological process: regulation of DNA-templated transcription. NCBI's taxonomy places the organism in Eukaryota, Metazoa, Chordata, Mammalia, Carnivora, Mustelidae. The record is from RefSeq and is a predicted model, not a curated record.
CCGUAGCUCCGCCUCCUCAUUCGUCUAAUCUUGGACUGCAGGAAAGCGGUUUGAGAGAACCCCCGGGUCUACUCGGAAAGUAAAGGAUGAGAGCAUGCGCUGAACCACAGUUCUCUACACUCUCCCAAGAUCCACAGAAAAUGAACACACCUCAGGCAACAGUGUCAUUCAAGGAUGUGACUGUGGAGUUUACGCAGGAGGAGUGGCGACAGAUGGACUCUGCUCAGAGGACCCUGUACAGAGAUGUGAUGCUGGAGAACUAUAGCCACCUCGUCUCAGUGGGGUACUGCUUUGCAAAACCAGAACUGAUCUUCACAUUGGAACAAGGAGAGGAUCCAUGGUUAUUAAAGAAAGAAUUUCUAAGAAAAAGCUCCCCAGAAGACUCCCAACCUAAUCAACAUUCAGAGAAGAGCCUAGAAAACCAAGGCAAAUAUUUGUGGCAAGUUUUGUUCACCAACAAAUCAUUGACUACAGCAGAACCAUGUAAUCUGGACAUAAACAUUUUACCUGCAAGAACAAUGCCCUAUAAAUUUGAUACUACAGGGCCUACCUACCUGCAUCUCAGCUCAUUGGCCCCACACUGUCAAUAUUCAAGAAAGAAGGCUGAUAAGCUUACUGAGAAAUGGCUUCUUAGUAUUAAGGAGGGCAGAACUAAUACUAGCGAGAAAUCACUUGUCUAUAGUAAAAAUGUGAAAUCCUUCAGUCAUAAAGAGAAAGUCAUUCAGCAUCAGGCAAUUCAGACUUUGCAGCAAGCUUCUGAGUACAACGAAUGUGGAAAAGCUUUCCUUGAACAGACUGCUCUCAUUGCAUCUGAAAGUAUCCACCCAAAAGUGAAAUCUUAUAAAUUCAGUAAAUUUGGGGUAAAACAAUGUGAUAAAACAACUUUUAUAGUCUCUCAUAGCAAUAAUCCAGAAGAGAAGAGUCAUUGUGAAUUUAAUGAAUAUGAAUGUGCCAAAAACAGAAAUAAUUUCAGUAGGAUCAUGCAAAGAACUGACACAGAAGGGAAACCUUUCAGCCAAAAAUCACACAGAGAACAUCAGAAAAUUCAUAUAGGAGUGAAACCCUUUGAAUAUGGAAAGAAUUUCAUCCAUAAUCCAGCCCCUCCAGUGCAUCAGAGAACUCACACAACAGACAAAUCCUCUGAUUAUGACACAUGUACAUUAGGUUGCCAGUCAGCUUUCAACAUACAUCAGAGAACUCACAUAACACUGAAACCCUAUGAAUGUAAUGAAUGUGGAAAACCCUGUACUAUGAAUUCAUUCCUGAUUCAGCCUCUGGAAAGUCACACAGGGGAUAAAACCUACGAAUGUCAUGCAUGUGGGAAAGCUUUCAGUGAGAAAUCACGCCUAAGAAAACAUCAAAGAACUCACACAGGAGAGAAACCUUAUAAAUGUGAUGGUUGUGAGAAGUCUUUCAGUGCAAAGUCAGGUCUAAGAAUACAUCAGAGAACUCACACAGGGGAGAAACCCUAUGAGUGUAAUGAAUGUGGGAAGUCUUUCAACUAUAAGUCAAUCCUCAUAGUACAUCAGAGAACUCACACGGGGGAGAAACCCUUUGAAUGUAAUGAAUGUGGGAAAGCUUUCAGCCACAUGUCAGGCCUAAGAAAUCAUCGGAGAACGCACACAGGGGAAAGACCAUAUAAAUGUGAUGAAUGUGGGAAAGCUUUCAAACUGAAGUCAGGUCUAAGAAAACAUCAUAGAACUCACACAGGGGAGAAGCCCUAUAAAUGCAGUCAAUGUGGGAAAGCUUUUGGUCAGAAAUCACAACUCAGAGGACAUCAUAGAAUUCACACAGGGGAGAAACCCUAUAAAUGUAAUCAUUGUGGGGAAGCUUUCAGCCAGAAAUCAAACCUCAGAGUGCAUCACAGAACUCACACUGGGGAGAAACCCUAUAAAUGUGAUGAGUGUGGAAAAACUUUCAGGCAAAAAUCAAAUCUCAGAGGACAUCAGAGAACUCACACAGGGGAGAAACCCUAUGAAUGUAAUGAAUGUGGAAAAGCUUUCAGUGAAAAGUCAGUCCUAAGAAAACAUCAGAGAACUCACACUGGAGAGAAACCCUAUAAUUGUAAUCACUGUGGAGAAGCUUUCAGCCAGAAAUCAAACCUCAGAGUACAUCAGAGAACUCACACAGGGGAGAAGCCCUAUAAAUGUGAUAAGUGUGGGAAAACUUUCAGCCAGAAAUCCAGCCUUAGAGAACAUCAGAAAGCCCACACAGGGAGUUGAACAUCUGAACGUAAAGAAUAUGGAAAAACUUUGAAAUGUGUUACAGGGGGAGAAUCUAUCAAUUUGAGAAAGGGUUUGGUAGGACCUGGGCUCCAGCUAUUAAUACAGGCCGUUCAUCUUAUUACACCCUCUUUACGGCCCCGUCCCCACCGCAGCUCCGACACACUCGAAAUCCGCGAGGAGUCGCGGAGUUUCUCUGGGAAAUGUAGUCCCCUAUACCACCACUCCCCGAGCUGCAUUCUAGGAACGGAUAUCCUGGACUUUCCCAUGCGCAUGUGCAACCAACCCCACUUCCCUGCUUCCGCCCUCUCAGGUCUUGAGGGUGCGGCCGUUUUGCCCUCAGCUUACCCAUCACAGUUCUCUGUACUCUCCCAACAACAGCAGAAAAUGAACACAUCUCAGAUUGAGCAGAAAAGUGUCCUGUUGCAGACAUCUGUGUCAUUCAAGGAUGUGACUGUGGAAUUCACCCAAGAGGAAUGGCAGCAAAUGGGUCCUAUUCAGAGGACUCUGUAUAGAGAUGUGAUGCUGGAAAACUACAACAACCUCGUCUCAGUGGGGAACUGCAUUUUCAAACCAGCAGUAAUCUUCAAGUUGGAGCAAGGAGAGGAGCCUUGGUUCUUAGAGGAAGAAUUCUCAAACCAGAGCCACCGAGAAGAUUACAGAGAUGAUGACCUGAUGAAAGACAAGAAAAUCCAAGAUAAACACUUGCAGGAAAUAAUAUUCAUCGAUAAUAAAUCAUUGACUUAUAAAAAGAGGGAAGUUUAGGAAAAACAGUUUAAUCUGUGCAUAGCUCCUGUUUCAACAAAGAUAUCCUGUAAAUAUGACUCAUGGAGUAAUGUGCAGAAUAUUUCCCAAUUUAUCAUCAAGAAUAGAACCUAUCCAACAAAAAAAACCAAUUGCUCUAGUGUAUGUGAUCAUUUGUCUUUCAAAAUUAAGUUUGAGAGAACUCAUACUGGAGAGGAGUUUCAUGAAUAUAAUAAAAAUGGAAAAGCUCUCAGUUAUAAGGAAAAUCUUCCUGAGAAUCAAAAGUGUCAAACUUUGGAACAAGCUUUUAAAUAUGAUGGAACUGGAAAGGCCAUCUAUGAUGAGGCUGCUUGUGUUACAUGUAAGAGUAUUCACACAAGAGAAAAAUCCUAUAAAGAUGAUGAAUUUAGGGGGAAAAGUGAAAAAACAACUGUCUUUGACUAUAAAAGAACUGGGAUUGGGGAGAAAUACUCUCCUCUUAACCAGUGUGGGAAAUCCUUCUGUGGGAAAUCAGCUGUCAAGGAAUACAGUAAGUUUAACAUGCCUGUGAAACACAAUGAAUGUAAUGCAAAUGGAAAUAAUUUCAACAGGAAGUCACACGUCACUCAACUUCAGAGAAUUGUCACGGAAGAGAACCCAUUGGUAUGUAAUGACAGAACACAAACUGGGGAUACAUCCUUUGACUAUCAUGAAAAUAGGAAAUCCUACCAGGUGUCAGCCCACCAAGUACGCCGGAGAACUCACUCUGAGACAAAACCCUAUAAAUGUAAUGAAUGUGGUAAAUCCUUCUUUCAAAAAGGACAUCUCAUUCAGCAUCAAAGAACUCACACAGGAGAGAAACCAUUUGAAUGUAAUGAAUGUGGAAAAACUUUCUCCCAGAAGUCACACCUUAGUACACAUCGGAGAAUUCACACAGCAGAGAAACCCUAUAAGUGUAAUGAAUGUGGGAAAACAUUUGUCCAGAAAUCAACGCUUAGGGGACAUCAGAGAAUUCAUACAGGAGAGAAACCCUAUAAAUGUAGUGAAUGUGGGAAAACUUUUGUUCAAAAGUCAACCCUCAGAGAUCAUCAUAGAAUUCACACAGGGGAGAAAUCCUUUCAGUGUAAUGAAUGUGGGAAGACUUUUGGUCAGAAGUCAAACCUCAGGAUACAUCAGAGAACUCACGGUGGUGAGAAAACAUAUCAAUGUAAUGAAUGUGAAAAAUCCUUCUGGCGAAAAGACCAUCUCAUUCAACAUCAGAAAACACACACAGGAGAGAAACCAUUUAAAUGUAAUGAGUGUGGGAAAACUUUUGCCCGGACAUCAACCCUUAGAGUUCAUCAGAGGAUUCAUACUGGGGAGAAACCAUUUAAGUGUAAUGAAUGUGGGAAAAAAUUUGUCCGGAAGGCAAUACUUAGUGAUCAUCAGAGAGUUCAUACAGGGGAGAAACCUUUUCAGUGUAACAAAUGUGGGAAAAGUUUUGGCCAGAAAUCAAACCUCAGAAUACAUCAGAGAAUUCACAGUGGGGAAAAAUCUUACGAAUGUCAUGAACUUGGAAAAUUGUAUAAGACGUCAACUCUAAAUGUUUGCCAGAGAAUUCAGGGAGAGGGAGAACCCUAUUGAUAAUAAUAACUAUGGAAAAUCCUUCUGUCUGGAAGACCAAACCAUUUGACUCCAGAAAACCCACACAUAUAAAUAUGAAUGUAGGAAGAAUUUUAUCCUAAAAGCAACCCUGAAAGUCUAUCAGAGAAUAGACAUAGGCUGAUAUUUCAAAGCCCUUUUGAAAGAAGCCAUGCCCUUUAGAUAACUCAGAAAAUUUCCUAGUCUCCCUUUCCUCCAUGUAGGUCUUUGGGCUAUGGAUGCUCAUGUUUUACCCCACAAUCAUUUGUGACAGAAGACCUCACUGACUCUACUAAGAUGCUGUCAGAAUAGCCUUGAAGUUGUAAAGUAUCAUGCUUUAACAUGGCACAGCUUUUACACAGUAACACCCAGGGUGCCUGAAAUACGUGGAACAAAAUUCUCAUUCACAUCUUUACCUUUUGAACAUUUUGUGAUCGAGCAGUAAGCUUGAUUCUAUUGAGCUCUUACAUGUUUAAGUCCGUUUCCUUUUGAACAUAAUUUAGCCAUCCCUCUGCUGGGGAGGUAGAAAGUUAUUAUUUAAGCCAAGCUUACAUCAGUCAGUGGGUACAACACUUACUAAAGGGUUGGUGUUGUGAGGAAUUCCUAAAAGAUCAUCAGAGAAUUCAGUUUUUUAAAAAUCUCCUUUCAAUGUAAAUAGAUGAUACCACCUGUUACAGGGCUUUCGAUGAACUUAAAUUAUUGGAAGAUUUUUGGCGAAAAUGUGAGCACACCUCAUGCAAGUAAAGUAAAUGUUUCUUUAAUGUCAUGAAGCCACUCAUACCUCCAUAUACCCCAACAUCAGCUGUUUUAAGGGAAAGCUUCCUGUCUCCAAUGGGGACCCAUGGCCAUUGGCACCCACCCAAGUAUUUGGGGGAACUUUGAGAGAGGAAAGGGCUCAAACUUACGGCUUUAUGGGAUACAGCUGCCCAAAUCAAAAAUCUUACCACUUCACAUGGAGGUAGGAAGUAUCUAGAUUUUAAAAAAUGUUAUUAGGGCAGGGGUUACAGUAGGCAAGGGAAAUGAAUGUGAGCCUGUGAACUGGCCUUUUGACAAGUGCAGUAUACUGUGGUUCCUUCUAAAUCUGAAAGUGUAGGAAUGUGUUAUAUGUUAUACUUCCUACUUCCCAUAAUUCAGAAGGGAUUCUUCCAGUCAGAAAGAAUUGUGUGUAAAGAAGAUAACUUUGAGGUCCCACAGCCUUUAAUGACCACUUUGUGCUUCAGUCUCUGUAACUAGUCAUUCUGUUGAUUGGAAUUUCUGGCAAAAGGAGAUGCCCUUGUGGUCAGGGAGAAGGGUGGUUUGACUUGAUACCCUAACAAGGCUACCAAGUAUACACCUUUUGUAAAGCAGCUAUUAGGUUACUCUUGGGCUCAACUACCUAACAAGAUAAAAAGGACACAAACCUCAGGUGUAAAAUGUACACAGUAUACUUAAGAAUACAGCUGCCCUGGUCCCAGCAGUAUCUCAGCUGUAUAUCACAUUGCAGCAGCUGCCCCUUACAAGAAAAUGUAUCCCCCCACUCUUGCCUGAAGCAAAGCUGCUGGCUUAGUAGGGCCCUCAAUUCAUAGAAGUUACUUUAAUUGGGCCUGGUUCACUGACAGGCUAGUGGGAAUCACUGAACACUGACUCUUCAACUUUGAAGACCCCAGAAUUGAUUAUGCAGACCCCAAAAAUUAUGUGGCUGCUCCUUUCAAUUGGCAGGACACAAGGAUGUUCUCAACACUGGCAAAUAGUCCAUUUGAAACUUGUGGCAUUUUUAUUGAUUCUGGUUCUUACUGUGCCUAACUGUUUGAUACACUGGUAGUAAAACUACAGGUUGACAAAAGCACUCCUCUUUGGUGCUGUGAACUGUGAGGGGUAGGGGGAGUCAGCUGCUAAUAAGCACAUCUGAGUUGUUAAACUAGAUGCCCUUGUUAAGUGACUAUUCUAUGAUAAUGAUGACUGGAAUCAAGCUGUUGAGCAAGCCUCCACUAUCGUGAUUGUCAACAUUGCUACCUGGAUCCAUCAUUAUACUGACAGAGCAAAGUAACCACCAUCUUAACUGCAUACAAAGUAAAAGUAUAUAUCCAGUGCUUCCUUUGAUGUCAUUUGACCUAGAAUCUACAUCUUUUGCCUUCUGUAUUAAUAUCCAAUUCCACAUGCCAUUUGAUAAUUCACCCUUUCCUACUGAUUUUAAAUAUGUUCAUAUGCUAAAUCGUUUUUUGUAAAGCUAUCACACAAGACUGUUCAUGACCCAUUCCCUAGAUUCUGUUAGCAGCAUAUCCUCUUUUGGGGAACAGAGCUAACAUAGAACUCAUAUGAGCCAAAAUAUUCUGAUAGUGAAUUUUUCACUGAAGAGUGUUUCAAUCAGGAAAAGGAGAAUACCUCCUAGGACUUUGGAAAUGGAACAUCACACACUAGAGCUGCCAAUGCCCUUGCCAAGAUGCAUCUGCAAAAAAGAAGAUAAUAACUAGUUAGUGCUAUUCCCUGAAAAUAAUCAAGAGGUUCUGUUUGCUCUGUUUUUAUAACAAGUGCUAAUACAAAGAAAGUCUUUCAUUCUUUCUUAAAACUUUUUCUCAGUUUCUUAAUAUAUUUAGAAUCCUCUCCCUCAUAACCCUUUUUGUAUGUAAUCUUUAGAAUUAUGAUUGGAUUUGCUAUUAAGUUCAAGAUCAUCUACCCACUAGAAUGAAAUGAAUUCACCUAGGUAGUCAGUCAUUCAUUGAAAUUCCAGGAGACAAAAUCCCAUGAUUGUGUAUUUAGGCUUAAUCUGUCGCCCGUAGAACACCUCUCUGUGUAAUAGUACAUUAUCAGCUAGAUCUGUACUAUAGCCAUGAAUGCUCCCUUCUCCCUGCUUGGCUGAUCUCCUUUCCAGGUAAUGGCUUUUAUCCCAACAGAUGGAGGCCACAUCUAGAGACACUGGAAGAGUCCAUUUUCUGUCUGCCUGCCUAAUGAGGGCCUAUAUGCUAAUUUUUCAAAGCUUCCAUUGAGGGCAGGAAUUUUUAUGUUUUGUUCAUAAUAAACCCCAACCACCUGAAACAGACCCUCUACAUUUUAGGCACUCAGAAAUAUUUGCUGGAGGUGGAAUAGUCAUAGUGAAAUAUGAACAUAUUUUCUUUUGAUACUUCAAAUGAUCUUUUAUGAUUAUUCAUAUUUAUGAAAAUAGUUAAGGAAAAUUGUUGCUGUGAGCUCCACUCGACUCAUGUUUUGGAUAUUUUCAGAAGUUGCUAAAAGAAACUUGUUCUUAAUAUUCAGAAGUAUACAGUACUGUUCUUCGAAUAUUUUGUCACCCAAAAUAAAAUUUAUUUUCAAUAAACUAGAAUUCCUAAUCCAAAAUUAGGCCUACAUAUCAGUUCUUAUUAACACUGUAGAGUGUGGGCAUUUUUCUUUUUCCUUUCUCUCUCUCUCUCCUUCUCUUUCUCUCUUAAUUUUGCCUUCACACAAAUACUUUAUAACCACUAAUCCAAGCAAUUUCUUUCUUAAAGAAAGUUUCCACAUAACAAUAGUAAUUAUAAAUCAGAUUUUCAAGACCAAUGAAAUGAGAAAGCAGAAGAAUGGGUUCUUGGGAUCAUCCUUUUGCUCGAUUGUACCAGUAGUUCCACUCAUUUUUAUUUCCAAAUCAUCCUCUUGGCAUCUCUAAAGAGAAUAUUUUAUUUCCUCAGGUUCAAGAAUCCACAGGGAGAGAUGUCUGAUGCCAAAACAAGAGGCAUAACACUUGUUUUGAGCUGCCUCCAUAUUUGUCUUUCCUUUUCAGGUGCAUGAUACUUCUAUAUAUUUCUUUGUAUUUUCCUCACAUUAAAGGUGUCCCUGGAAGCCUAGCAGAAAUGAUAUACCAUGCCCUUUUACCCAGGCAGCUUCACACUGAAAUGAGGGAGAACCAAACUUAUUUCCUUAGUGGAGACAAUACAGUCUCCAAGUACAAUUAGCUAUUUAACAAUCUUUCAGUAUUCUAGAGAACUGACUGCCAGGGGCACCUGGCAGGCUCAGUUGGUAGAGCAUGCAACUCUUGAUCUCAGGGUCAUGAGGUCAAGCCCCACACUGGGCAGCGAGCCUAAUAAAAAAAAAAAAAAAAAAAAAAAAAAAAAAAAAGCCAAAUCCCAGAACAGUAUAAUUAGCUUAACUAUCAGAUUAUUGACACUUGAUAUGUAAUUAAUAAGCUAAGAAACUACUUGGCCUGACUUAUGGUAAUUAAAUUUCUGUAUAUAUGUCCCCCAAGUUUAAAAAAAUACUCAAAUAAAACUUGAGUACAAAUGUCCUAACAGCAAUAUUCACAAUAGCCAAAAGAUGGAAACAACUUAGAUGUCCAUAAGAGAAGAAUGGAUAAAUAAAAUGAUAUAUUUGUAAAAUACAAUAUAAUUUAGCCAUAAAAAGGAACAAGGUACUGAUACAUAACUACAAUAGCCAUAAACCUUGAAACAUGCUAAACUGAAAAAGCCAACCACUAAGGAUACACUUCAAAGAAUAUUUCCAAGGUAGAACAUGACAUUACAGGAUAAAAGGUUCUAACCACUAAGAAUACUGUGUGCAGAGAGAAGAGUUAAGAUGGUGAAGAGGACCCUAAGUCUGGUCCCUGGAAUUCAGCUAGAUAGUUAUCAAAUCAUUCUGAAAACCUGUCAAAUCAAUGGGAUAUCUGAGAAAAGAAAUGAUGCAAUUCUACACGUGGAAAAGCAAACACUUUUUGGAAUGUAGGAGGUGUGGAGAGUUGAAACCAAGGCAACAUCCAAUAGGAGGAUACAGCAGUGCAAGGGAGCUAGAAUAAGGAGGCUACCACAAGUAUAAGCAGCAGAGCAAAAAAUCAAAAUGUUUAGAAGUCUACUACAGUGGGGGACAUCCCUGGCUUAAGGUGCUCAGUUGACAGAGCAGGAUGGAACCCCAGGUGAGACAGCAUGGUCUUGGGAUCCCCAGGUUCACAAGAACAGAGUGUGGCAGACUUCCCAGGCAACAGAGCAGGGAAGCUGGCUGAAAACAAGUCUAGGCACAAGCUUUCUACUUGGUGUUGCCAAAAACUGCAAACUACUUCAUGGUCACAGGACUGCUCUCUGCGCAGGGGUCCAGCA